AUGUGGGAAAAGGUCUACAUACAAUCGCAGACCGUCUUCGAAUUCGCUCCGGGCUGCGGCUCCACGGGGCUCGACACUGUUUCCCACAGCGCGACAACCUCGAGCGUUGUCCAGGGACUAGCAGACAAGGUGCCGGGAAUGUUGGUGAACUAUGCCAAAGCCGUCGCAAUCAUCCGCUCCCUCGAGCAACGAUGCGUCCCGAACGACUACAGCUGGAUGAUCGAAUUUGGAGCCGUUCGCAUCAUGAAAGUCACGCACAGUUUCCUCGAUCAGCAGGUCACGAUCAAGCACCUGGACCGACGCCGCGGGGCAUGCGGUCCAAUUGUGACGGUUGCUUCAUUUGUGGCGGUGAUGAUGGUUCUGCAAGCACUCAGCAACAAUCGCAGUGGAUCUGCAAAAAGCAUUCUGACAAGGGAUGCACGAAUUGCCAUCAAAGAGGCAUUCCCUGCUCGCGGACGAACCUGGAAAAUGCCCCAAACCUCUGGGCUUUGCUCAGGCCGCUCCCGGAGACCAAGGACAAUAUGA
This is a messenger RNA of Fonsecaea pedrosoi CBS 271.37, 525 nucleotides long. RefSeq lists its product as uncharacterized. The coding region runs from base 1 to 525 and encodes 174 amino acids. The record is from RefSeq and is a predicted model, not a curated record. The transcript has a single exon. Lineage: Eukaryota; Fungi; Ascomycota; Eurotiomycetes; Chaetothyriales; Herpotrichiellaceae.